Magallana angulata is the source of this 1504-nucleotide messenger RNA. Its product is annotated as cytoplasmic 60S subunit biogenesis factor ZNF622-like. Gene Ontology annotation, molecular function: zinc ion binding; nucleic acid binding. The transcript has 10 exons. Lineage: Eukaryota; Metazoa; Mollusca; Bivalvia; Ostreida; Ostreidae. Gene Ontology annotation, cellular component: preribosome, large subunit precursor. Gene Ontology annotation, biological process: ribosomal large subunit biogenesis. Bases 82 to 1257 code for a protein of 391 amino acids. The record is from RefSeq and is a predicted model, not a curated record.
GCCCUAUUUCCGGUAUUACAGUGUGGUGUGUGUGGUGUAAUCAAUUUGUCAUCUGUUCGUGUUUAGAAGAAAGGCUGUGUAAUGUCAUCGGGACUUUUUACCUGCAUCACCUGUCGGGUUGGGUUCCGGGAUGGAGAUCUACAGAGAGCCCAUUACAAGACAGACUGGCACAGGUACAACCUGAAGCGUAAAGUGGCAGAUCUGGGGCCUGUGACUGCUGAGGUGUUCCAGGACAAAGUCCUCUCCCAGAGGGCCAAGUUGGAGGAGGAGCAGAAAACUCAGUCUAUGGUGUGUCAGCUGUGUAGUAAACACUUCAGUACAGAGAAUGCCUACCAGAACCACAUCCAGUCCAAGAAACACAGGGAGGUGGCAGCUAAAGCCCAUCAACAGGAAAACACAUAUACCAGCGGUGCCCAAGCCCCGGUAAGUUCGGUCCAGAGAAAGAAGGAUGCCAUUAACACACAGAUACAACAGGAUCUACAGAAAGCUGAGGAACUCAGUGAGGAGGCCAAGAAAGGGCUAGCUGAGGGUUCUGAGGAUGAAGAUGAUGAGGAGUGGGAGGGUGAAGGGCUUGGCAUUGAGGAGUGUCUGUUCUGUUCCUCCAUCAGCUCCUCACUGGAAAACAACAUCAACCACAUGUCCGUCAAACAUGGCUUCUUCCUCCCCGAUGCCGAUUAUCUGGUCGAUGUAGAGGGAAUGGUCACCUAUCUUGGUGAGAAGGUGGGCGAGGGACACAUGUGCCUGUGGUGUGGGGAGAAGAGUAAGAUGUUUCACUCGGUGCAGGCAGUACAGAAACACAUGGUGGACAAGGGCCACUGUAAAAUUCUGUUUGAGAAGGAGUCUGCACUGGAGUUUGCUGAUUUCUAUGAUUACAGGAGUAGUUAUCCAGACCAGGGGGACACGCCCAUGGAGACGGGGGAGGGAGGUGAGGAGGAGGUAGAGGUGACAGAGAACACGCUGGACACAGAGGGCUACGAACUGGUCCUACCCUCAGGUGCCACCAUUGGACACCGGUCGCUCUGGAAAUACUAUAAACAAAAUCUGCCUCAAAGGUCAUCAGAGGGGUCAUCUACAGUACUGCCCAAAAUGCUGGCUCAGUACAGGGCAUUGGGUUGGACAGGUGUCACAGGAGAAGUUGCUAAGACAAGAGUAAAGGACAUGGCUUUCGUGCAGAGGAUGAAAAAUCGACAGCGAAUGCAAUUGGGAUUGAAGGCCAACAAGUUUCAGCCUCACUUUAGGUGCCAGGUCAUGUUCUGAAAGUCCUGUAUGAAGUUCAUUUGUGGAGGUCCUUUGUUAAACUAUCUUCAAUAUUCCAGUCAUUUAUUACAUGGAGUUAUGAAUCAAAUCAUGCAUAUGAUGUGACAGUUAUUUCUUAUAACAUACUAGAAUUACAUGUAAGAAGUAGUGAUUCUUUAUAGAAUUAAUACAUAAUUUUGAUGUCAACAUACAGUACAAAUGUACUAUUGCCUGUGAUUUAAGAAAGAAUUAAAAUUAUUUACAGGAA